AUGACCACGCUGGUGGCCAUGAUCACACAGUUGACCAUUCCCCCGGUGGCCAUGACUGUAGCCGUCCCCAUGACCAUCCCAACCCUGUCCCCAGGGUCCCUUGUCCCCAUUGUCUCCGUUCCCAGGGUCCCCAUCUCGAGGGUCCCUUGUCCCCAGGUGUCCCAAGUGUCCCCAUCCCCAGGGACCCUGUCCCCAGGGUCUCCAGUGUCCCCAGCAUCCCUGACCCCAGCGUCCUCAGUAUCCCUGAUGUCCCCAGUGUCCCCACACCACUGCCUGUCCCUGAUGCCACCGCCUGCCAUUGAUGCCACCGCCUCUCCCUAA
Nipponia nippon (crested ibis) is the source of this 321-nucleotide messenger RNA. Lineage: Eukaryota; Metazoa; Chordata; Aves; Pelecaniformes; Threskiornithidae. The record is from RefSeq and is a predicted model, not a curated record.